This is a messenger RNA of Phacochoerus africanus (Common warthog), 3323 nucleotides long. RefSeq names its product phosphatidylinositol glycan anchor biosynthesis class Z (gene PIGZ). The transcript is spliced from 3 exons. Lineage: Eukaryota; Metazoa; Chordata; Mammalia; Artiodactyla; Suidae. Gene Ontology annotation, cellular component: endoplasmic reticulum membrane. Gene Ontology annotation, biological process: GPI anchor biosynthetic process. The coding region runs from base 120 to 1889 and encodes 589 amino acids. Gene Ontology annotation, molecular function: alpha-1,2-mannosyltransferase activity. The record is from RefSeq and is a predicted model, not a curated record.
GACACGCUGCCUGGCUCCAGUGCUCUGUCCUGGUGGCUCCGGACCCACCCCCUGCGCGGACUCUUGCGGGGCCGGAAGCCGCUGGCGGGGGCAGGUGCAGCCAGGAACAGCACGCGCAGAUGCAGAUCUGUGGGACCAGAAUAGCCUCUGUAGCAGCUGAAGUCAUUCUAGGCUCUGGCCCGGUGUCUUGGCAGCAAUUUGAUAUGAAGUUGGCAGCCAGGAUGCUGUGGGGCAGCCUCAGCCUGCUCCGCCUGGUGUGGUGUCUCCUUCCACAGACAGGCUACGUGCACCCAGAUGAGUUCUUCCAGUCUCCUGAGGUCAUGGCAGAGGAUGUCCUGGGCAUAGAGGCUGCACGGCCCUGGGAGUUUCAGCCCAGCAGCCCCUGCCGCACAGUUGUCUUCCCACUGCUGACCUCUGGCUGUGCCUUCUGGCUGCUCAGGCUCUGGGAAGAGUGGGGGCCGUGGCCUGGCCCAGUGAGUGGCUAUGUGCUGCUGGUGGGGCCCCGGCUCCUCCUCACCACCCUCUCCUUUGCCCUGGACGUGGCCGUGUACCACCUGGCCCCACGCUGGGGGGCGGAGCGCUGGAGCGCCCUGGUCCUGCUAUCUGGUUCCUACGUCACCCUGGUCUUUUACACAAGGACCUUCUCCAAUGCCAUCGAGGGACUGCUUUUUGCGUGGCUGCUGGUGCUGGUAUCCCCCCGUGUAGCCUGGAGCCCCACACCUGAGAAGCCUGCUCCAGGCCCGUGGUGGCGCAGCUGGCUUCUUGGGGGCAUCGUGGCUGCUGGCUUCUUCAACCGGCCCACCUUUCUGGCCUUUGCUCUGGUCCCCCUCUUCCUCUGGGGUACUUACGGACCCACAAACCCCAGCUUCAGGUCGCUGACCAAGGAAGCCCUGGUGCUGCUCCCAGGGGCGGCCCUCACGGCAGCAGUGUUUGUGGCUGUGGACAGCUGGUAUUUCUCCAGUCCAUCGAGACCCAGAACCCUGGUCCUUACACCUGCCAACUUCCUGCGUUACAACCUGGACCCUGCAAACCUGGCGAGGCAUGGCACACACAUGCAGCUCACUCACCUGGCAGUCAACGGCUUCCUGCUCUUUGGGGUGCUGCACGCCCAUGCCCUGCAGGCUGCGUGGCGACAGCUGCGAGCCUGCCUCCAGGCCUUCGCAAGGGUGGGCUUCCUAAGAGCACUGGAUGCCUGGUGCCUGCAGGACAGGUCUCACCUCCUGCUCAUCUACUUCACACCCCUGGCCCUGCUGUCUGCCUUUAGCCACCAGGAGGCUCGGUUCCUGAUUCCCCUCCUGGUCCCCCUGGUCCUGCUUUGUAGUCCACAGACCCAGCCUGCACCCUGCAAGGGCACCCUCGCUCUCUUCAAUGCCCUAGGGGCCCUCUUCUUCGGCUGCCUGCACCAGGGCGGCCUCGUGCCUGGCCUGGGGCACCUGGAGCGGGUGGUUCAUGCCCCUGUGCUCCCGCAUGUGUCCACCCGCUACACACUCCUCUUCACCCACACCUACAUGCCCCCCCGGCACCUCCUCCACCUCCCUGGGCUGGGGUCACCAGUGGAGGUGGUGGACAUGGCUGGCAGUGAGGACUGGCUCCUGUGUCAAGCCCUGAACAACUUCACCAGACAACCAGCCUGCCAGGUGGCGGGUGGGCCAUGGCUCUGCCGCCUUUUUGUGGUGACCCCUGGCACCACCAGGCCUGCGGUGAAGAAGUGCAGCUUCCCCCUCAAGAGUGAGGCGCUCAUCUUUCCCCACUUGACCCUGGAAGACCCACCAGCCCUGUCCUCCCUGCUGAGUGGGGCUUGGAGGGAACAUCUGAGCCUUCACAUCCUGGAGCUCGGGGAGCAGCCUGACAAUAUGACAGCAGAUCCACUGCCUGGGACUCAGCCAUAGGUAAAGGCGUCCCUCCACCUGCUACCUGGGUGGCUGGGCUAGGACAGAGCCCUGAUUCUCCUCCUUUCCUUUCCCUUCCAGAAUUCCCACCAUUGCCUCUCCUAUGCACAGCCUCUGACCACUCAGCCUUCUGGGGAAACUGAUACCCCAUUUCCCUCAAAGACCAAAGAGAGGACCAGUCACAGUCCUGAUGCCAAGGGCCCCAAAGAACCUGGUAUAAUCAAUGAUGCCAAAUGUCUGUUCCUGCCCUACCCCUUCCAGCCACUGUGAUGUUGAAAUACGUAAAUAGCACCUGGUUGUGAAAGGAGACAGCAAUCUCCUAAUGACGUCCUGAAUGACUUCUCCUAGCCCCUCUAGGAUGCCUUAGCUCUUGCUGUCAUGACAGCCUUUUGGCCUCUUUCUCUUGGAAGGAGGCAGCAUGGUGAUGUAGAGAGCGGGGGACCUGGUUGCAGGCCCUGGUCUGCUCUUGCUGGCUACAUGGUAAGACAGCCCCUUCCCCUCAUCCAGCCUCAGUUUUCAUCUCUACAGUGGAUCAGAGGGUCUUUGAGGUGUCUGCCCCCCAACACUGUGUUGUUCCUGGGCCUGCAGCGCACAUCCCCUGGCUAGAUGGGCAUGUCUCUCCCAAAGCUCUAAGCAGAGAAGUGGGUGUGGUGUAUCUAACUGCACUUCGGUGCCUGCUGUCUCAGUACUUAUUACCAAAAUGAGUAGUUCUGGAACACCCCUGGCCCCCCACUCCUGCAACUCUCUUCUUACUCGUGUCCCAGAAAGAGGUGGUAGGACAUUUCUGCAUCUCCUUUGGGGAUCAGGGAGCCCAGAUGUUCUCCCUCCUGGGUUGGCCCCAGUGGGAAUGAAGACAUAAGGCUCAGUAUCUGGUGGUGCUUGAGCACAAACCUUAAACGUGGUCUGGUCCCUCUCCAAGCCCCCAGCUCCUGUCUGAAGCCCCUUCACAGGACGGAGAGCGAAGUCCAUACCAAAUCCACGCCUGCUGCCCUGGUAGAAGCCAUCACACCUGGGCACAUCGCUCCCCACAACACAGCCCGCUGGGAAUGUGAGAAGUGGUGGCACUAAGCUUGUCCUCGUUCUCCCGCCAUCUCAUGAGAACAAGAGACAACCAGGCCGAGAGCAGGACGCUGGAGGAGCACAGGCAGGAGACACACUUGUGCAAGUGACCAAACCUGAGUGCUUUUCUAGGCCUGCCCUCUGCUAGCUAAAGUCUUGGGUCAUCUUAAAGGCCCUCCUAGGCAGGCUGCUCUGCAGCUGCUGCUAGGGUUCUAGCGCCACACCUUCCUUGGGACUCCAAGGGAAAGAAAGUCAGUGUCAUGCUGGUCAGUGUUCUCUGGGGGCAAAACAGCCCUGAUCUGCAGCGUUUGUGAUUUCUGUGGUGUAACACGCUCACCAUGGCCAAUUGUUAACUACUAAAAUGAUGUUACUGAA